AUAUGCUGUAUGCAACGACACGUCAGAGUGUGUCUAUCCUCUAUACUCUAACUGGAAAUCAUUAGAAGCUCCAAAAUUCAACGAAAUCGUGGAUGUCAUGGGGAAAACGACAUUUAUUGAAGUGAAAACGAUUGUUGGCGACCCGAAUGAACAUAGCCAUUUGGUUAUGCCACAGAUUGAUGAAGACUUCAAUGAAGUUGUUAAUGUUGUUAUCAAAGGAUAUAGGAUGACAAUGGAGGAAUGGAUUCGAGGAUCAAUCAGUGUUGCUAAAGGAGGACAAGGUCAAAAGAGGCGUGUAAGAGACCCUCAUGUUCAAGAACAACCGAAGAAAAACCGAAGAAAAUCUGUAAGUGAAAACAUUGAGAUGCUUCUUGGAUUAUGUCAAGAUAUUAACAACAGAAUUACAAGAUUGGAAAAUCAUGUUGGAAUUGCCAAAGUCAAUCAAACACCAAAAUGGGGGUUUGAAAACAAAGACCAACCAUCCUCUUCUAGGGCAUAUGUACCUGAAGAAGUGAAUGAUUAUCACCAACAUGAAGGAAGUGACAUUCCUGAGGAGCAUUGGCAGGAAAAUAAUGAUAAGGUUCCUGAAGAAAUGAAUGAUGAUCAACCUGAUUUGAGAAAGGAAGGAAAUGACUUCCCUGAGGAGCAUACACAUGAUAAAAAUGAUAAGGUUCCUCAAGAAAUGAAUGAUGAUCAACCUGAUUUGAGAAAUGAAGGAAAUGACUUCCCUGAGGAGCAUACACAUGAUAAAAAUGAUAAGGUUCCUGAAGAAAGGAAUGAUGAUCAACAUGAUUUGAGAAAGGAAGGAAAUGACUUCCCUGAGGAGCAUACACAUGAUGAAAAUGAUAAGGUUAAUCCUGAAGAAGUUGAAGAGCAACAUGAUUUGAGAAAGGAUAGAAGCGACUUCCCUGAUGAUUAUUCUACCCAAGAAGCAUACAUAAUUAUAUCUGAUGAUGAAGAGUUUAUUCAUCAUUCAGAUAAUGAAAAUGUUAAUCAAGAAGAAGAAGCUCCUACACAACAAGAGGCCAGCCAACAAGAAGAAGCUUCUACACAACAAGAGCAAGAAGAAGAAGCUUUUACACAACAAGGGGCCAGCCAACAAGAAGAAGCUUCUACACAACAAGAAAAGGCCAGCCAACAAGAAGAACCUUCUACACAACAAGAAGAGGCCAGCCAGGAACAGACCAGUUUGCCAACAGCUUCUACACCGCUGAGUUCACUAUCUGAUGAAGAAAUACAAGGAAUCGAGGCAAGAGUCAAAAAUUGGGCAAUGAAGGGUAUUCUAGAUAUGCUUGCAACAUUGCAUACAAUGCUUUGGCCAGGGGCUAAAUGGAAAAGAGUCACUGAAUCUGAGUUAAAAAUGGAACAUCAUGUCAAAAAGCGAUAAGAAAUGCAAUGUUAAUUCUUCAUCCUGACAAAGUGCCAACUGAUGCCACUGCACAAGUGAAAUACCUUGCUAGCAGAAUGUUUUCAACAUUAAAGAUGGAGAGGGACAUAUACUUAUUAUUGAGUUUUCUUUGGGGUGGAUCAGUUAGUAAACCUUCUAUUUUGGUGAUUUGCAACUUGUUAAAUGUUAUUUAAGAUCUUUGAAAUGUUAAGUAAAUUUAACACUUUAUUGUGUUAGUGCAUUGCUAGGUUGCUGUUUCUUUG
This is a messenger RNA of Capsella rubella, 1650 nucleotides long. RefSeq names its product RNA polymerase II degradation factor 1-like. The record is from RefSeq and is a predicted model, not a curated record. Lineage: Eukaryota; Viridiplantae; Streptophyta; Magnoliopsida; Brassicales; Brassicaceae. The coding region runs from base 98 to 1387 and encodes 429 amino acids. The transcript has 10 exons.